UCGAUGAGUAACGUGUACGGCAAAUGGUAUCUUAUCGGAAGUUGUUAUCAGGGAGGGCCGAGACUUGAUAGAAAGUCGAUUUCGUUUUCCAACUCGCAACAGUUCGGUGUCAAAUUUUCUAAAAAAAACAUCAUGAACUUUCAGAUUGUAUUUGUGAUAUUGUUGUCGAAUUGGGUAUUCGGUGAUUCGAAUACACCGUCGAACGUCACGGCGCCAACGAUACAGGGGAAUAUGUGCGAAGUUUGUUCUUGCAAAGAUGAGAAAAUUGAUUGCGCCAGCAAGGGACUGGAGGGCCACUUCGACGAUAAUCAUUGGCCGAAGGGAUCAUUCGUCGAGGUAUCGUUCGCCAACAAUUCGAUCGUACACUUGAAGGCAUUCCCCGAGAUCGUCGUCAACGUUCUGAUACUUCGUCAUAACAGGAUAACAACCAUAGACGAUUCGGCGUUCCACAAUUUGAGAAAUUUAACUCUCCUCGAUUUGAGUCACAAUCAACUCACCACGCCGAAUCUCGGUCCCCACGUUUUUCAGGGUCGAUUUUCACCCGUCGAUUAUCUACCCCUCGCCAAAUUGAUCGAUCUGAAUUUGGACGACAACGCACUCCACAGUUUGCACCAAGAUCUCUUCGAGCACGUUGGAAAUCUGAAGAUUUUAACGCUCGUCGGUAACCCGUUUCACGUUAUAGACACGUCGACGGUGCUCGCAAUCAGUUCUCUAGCGGAACUCGAGGAACUCGAUCUCAGUUAUUGCGACCUGGCCGAUCUACCCGAGCACAUAUUCCACACCCCCAAGUACUUGAAAAGAGUCAAUUUGACCGGUAACCGAUUCACCUCGCCUCCGUUAGCCCUGGAGGACGGCAAGGCUAUUGAAAUCGUGUCACUGAGCGAAAAUCCCAUGAAAUUUUUAAACGACAACGCCUUCCCUAUAAUGCUGAAAUUGAAGGUACUAAACUUGUGCAACAUGCCGAAUUUGACGAGAAUCAGCGCUUACGCUAUGGCCGGAUUGACCAGCCUCGAAACUUUGCGCGUCGAAGGAUGUCCGAAACUCGAAGAUUUCGACGAAAAUGCUCUGGUGGCACCGGGCGAAGUCACCGUCGAGUGGCCACCUCUGAAAAAUCUCUACCUGGGGGACAACGCCUUGCAUUAUCUACCCGCAGGGCUUGUCGGGAGAUGGGACAAACUGGCCGUUCUCGAUAUCCGCAACAAUCGUUGGAGCUGCGACUGUAACAACCAAUACUUGGUCGAAUCGCUGCUUCCCGGACUCGGAAAAACUCUGAUGGGCGACGCCGUGAACGCCCUGACUUGUUCGGCGCCACCCGAACACAAGGGUAAAAAUCUGACCUCCCUGUCUAAACGCCAUCUCCGAUGUCUCGACUUGAACAACGCGAGGCCGGAGAAAGACGCCACCGUACUGGUCGGCGUUCUUAUCGGAGUUCUUCUCGCCGUUCCCUUGACUCUACUCAUAUUCGUACUAUGGCGGAGAGGAUUCUUCUUUCUGGGACCUCAGGGUCCGGGAACGUUCUCCCGCGCUUUCUACAAACGGGCGGACCGCGGCGAUGACUUUUAGAUUUUUUAUACGCAUACAGCAAAUACGCGGAUGUAUGUGUUUGUUUGUUUUUUUUUCCUUUUUUUUUUUUUUUUUUUAUUUGUUAUUCAAUCGUCGAAAACCAACUCUAAUCGCAGAUCGAUUAUCAAUCGGACGUGUGUAUGCAGAUGUGUAUAUAUAUUAUAUAUACGUAACCGAUAUGUGAAAUUUAGCCCGAUUAAUUUCGGCGCCGUUUGCGAAAAUUCGAUUAAAAAAUUGAGAAAAUAUAGUAUGAUACGCACGCGGCGAUCAGGUUACUCAACGGAAAAUAUUUAUGAUCAACUGAUUCGAACGACCGAUGCAUCUGUACUUUUGAAUUUGUAAAAAAAUUUCGAACAAUGUACACGGCACGUCGCAUAUAUUAUAUAAUCGAAUCUAUAAGAAAUCACAACAAUUUUAUGAUAUAUUUCUGUUUUUUGUAAAUAAAUCCAUCGAAAUGCAAAUGAAAA
Athalia rosae (coleseed sawfly) is the source of this 2030-nucleotide messenger RNA. RefSeq names its product leucine-rich repeat-containing protein 15-like. Gene Ontology annotation, molecular function: protein binding. The transcript has 6 exons. NCBI's taxonomy places the organism in Eukaryota, Metazoa, Arthropoda, Insecta, Hymenoptera, Athaliidae. Gene Ontology annotation, cellular component: extracellular matrix. The record is from RefSeq and is a predicted model, not a curated record. Bases 4 to 1563 code for a protein of 519 amino acids.